Phodopus roborovskii (desert hamster) is the source of this 888-nucleotide messenger RNA. RefSeq names its product single-stranded DNA-binding protein 2-like. The transcript has a single exon. The record is from RefSeq and is a predicted model, not a curated record. Gene Ontology annotation, biological process: positive regulation of transcription by RNA polymerase II. Lineage: Eukaryota; Metazoa; Chordata; Mammalia; Rodentia; Cricetidae. Gene Ontology annotation, cellular component: nucleus. The coding region runs from base 79 to 888 and encodes 269 amino acids.
GUUAGCACUCUACGUAUAUGAAUAUCUGAUCCAUAUAGGAGCUCAGAAAUCGGCCCAAACAUUUUUAUCAGAGAUAAGAUGGGGAAAAAAACACCAAUUUGGGGGAGCCUCCAGGAUUCUUACAUUCUUGGUGGUGUGUAUUUUGGGAUCUCUACCGUGCAGCUCCAGAGAGACGGGAGACAUGUGAACACUCAAAGCGAAGCAAAAGCCUUCCAUGAUUAUAGUGCUGCAUCAGCUCCCAGCCCCGUGCUAGGAAACACGCCCCCAGGAGAUGGCAUGCCAGUAGGUCCUGUGCCACCAGGGUUCUUUCAGCCUUUUAUGUCACCUUGGUACCCUGGAGGCCCAAGGCCCCCACUGAGGAUACCUAAUCAGGCACUUGGAGGUAUCCCAGGAAGUCAGCCAUUACUCCCCAGUGGAAUGGACCCAACACGACAACAAGGACAUCCAAAUAUGGGUGGACCAAUGCAGAGAAUGACUCCUCCAAGAGGGAUGGUGCCCUUAGGACCACAGAACUAUGGAGGUGCAAUGAGACCCCCACUGAAUGCUUUAGGUGGCCCCGGAAUGCCUGCAAUGAACAUGGGUCCAGGUGGUGGUAGACCUUGGCCAAAUGCCAAUUCAAUACCAUACUCUUCAGCAUCUCCUGGGAAUUAUGUAGGUCCUCCAGGAGGUGGGGGGCCACCAGGAACACCCAUCAUGCCUAGUCCAGCAAAUUCAACCAAUUCUGGAGACAACAUGUAUACUUUAAUGAAUACAGUACCUCCUGGACCUAACAGACUAGCUGUGUUCUGUGACCAGAACAUAGUUAUCUAUGACAUCAUUUCCCAAACCCACAUGACUGUGAGCCUUCGUUUAGCCAAACCCUGGGAGAAGACUAGCCAUGUUCUGUGA